This is a messenger RNA of Armigeres subalbatus, 1981 nucleotides long. Its product is annotated as probable cytochrome P450 6a14. The record is from RefSeq and is a predicted model, not a curated record. NCBI's taxonomy places the organism in Eukaryota, Metazoa, Arthropoda, Insecta, Diptera, Culicidae. Bases 100 to 1584 code for a protein of 494 amino acids. The transcript has 2 exons. Gene Ontology annotation, molecular function: heme binding; monooxygenase activity; oxidoreductase activity, acting on paired donors, with incorporation or reduction of molecular oxygen.
CUAAUCAUUCUCCGCAGAGAUAAAACUAAAACAGGCAAGUAAAUAUAAGCCAACACGUAACUCAAUCAGUUUCAGUACCAAUCCAAACCAUCAGCAGCGAUGGACGCUUUUCUACUGAUAACCGCAAUAGCGCUUCUCAUAGGCUACGGCCUACAUCGACUGCGGCAGCAAAUAAACUUCUGGGCGGACCGCAACGUGCCACACAAGCCGGUUGACAUCCGCCAAAAUGUAAGCCAAUCGGUACAUAUGGCUCGCAGCCUGCAAGAUUUGUACAAAAAGUACAAAGGAAAAUACCCCUUCGCUGGAACGUUCCUCCUCAUUAGACCGGUAGCAGUGGCCAUCGAUUUGGAACUGCUGAAGUGUAUCUUCGUGAAGGAUUUCCAGUACUUCCACGAUCGAGGCACGUACUACAACGAAAAGGAUGAUCCACUAUCGGCGCACUUGUUCAAUCUGACAGGAAACAAAUGGCGCAAUUUACGGGCCAAGAUUUCACCCACCUUUACAUCCGGAAAGAUGAAAAUGAUGUAUCCGACGAUGAUUGCUGCAGGAAAGCAGUUCAGCGACUACAUGCAUGAGAAGGUAGGAACGACAGAAGAGCUGGAGCUGAAGGAUUUGUUGGCCCGGUUCACGACUGAUGUGAUAGGAAUGUGUGCCUUCGGGAUCGAGUGCAACUCAAUGAAAGACCCAAAUGCGGAGUUCCGAGAGAAAGGUCGUAUUCAUUUUGAGAAGCCUAGAAACAGAAAGAAGGACAUGGUGUGUCAAUUUUCGCCCAAAUUGGCUCGCAUGUUAGGAUUGAAACUUAUAUUCCCGGAGCUGUCAGAUUUCUUCUUGGGGGUGGUGCGCGAGACCAUCGAUUACCGAUUGAAGAGCGGCAUCCGUCGGAAUGAUUUUAUGGAUUUGCUGAUUGGAAUGCUAACGGGGGCGAACGAAGAUCUUGGACCGUUGACGUUUAAUGAAGUGGCAGCUCAAGCAUUCGUAUUCUUCGUCGCUGGAUUCGAAACUUCAUCGACCACGAUGACUUGGGCCUUGUAUGAGCUUUCAGUGAACCAAGAUAUCCAGGACAAGGCAAGGAAAGUUGUACAGGACGUUUUGAAGAAAUACAAUGGCGAGCUGAACUAUGAAGCGACCAUGGAAAUGACCUACAUUGAUCAAAUUUUGCAAGAAACUUUGAGAAAAUAUCCGCCAGUUCCAGUUCAUUUCCGCACCGUGUCCAAGGACUACAAAGUUCCAAACACAAACACAACGCUGCCAGCCGGAACUUCCGUACUUAUUCCGGUCUACGCUGUGCACCACGACCCGGAGAUUUUCCCCAAUCCUGAGAAAUACGAUCCCAACCGAUUCACACCUGAGGAAAUCAACAAGCGUCAUCCGUAUGCCUGGACCCCAUUCGGAGAAGGCCCAAGAAUUUGUAUCGGAAUGCGAUUCGGUAUGAUGCAGGCUCGCAUCGGGCUGGCCCUGCUGUUGAAUAGUUUCAGAUUUUCGAGUGGUGAAAAGUCAACCGUGCCGUUGGAUUUCACUCCCAAGAGUUUCAUUUUGUCGCCGGAGGAUGGUCUUUGGUUGAAGGUGGAGAAACUGUCUGCUUAAAUGUAAUGAAAUUAUGUGCACCCACUAUUGAAGAUUUUAGUGUAGGUCAGAACAGAUGCAUGCAAAUUAUCAUUUUUUGUCAACAUAAUCCCAUCAGUAUAGGAGUUAAGAUUAAUAGCGUAUUCAGACUACAAGCUACAUCACGCGAUGUAUAGUCACUUGAUAUGAUACGUCAUAUUCAUUAUUUACAGUGAAAUUGAGGUGUGUUAAUUUUGACGUCAAUAUACUCUACAUCACGUGAUAUAGUCCGGAUAGUCUAUAUAUUAGGUGGAAAUAUUUUGUAGUGAAAAUAUUUUUGAUCUUUUCUCCAGUGAGUCAACAAGAAAGUUCAGGAUUUUUUGUACAUUAUAUUACAAAAGAGCAACCUUGAAAUAAAACAGAAGUACUUUGAAAUGCA